This is a messenger RNA of Euleptes europaea (tarantolino), 933 nucleotides long. Its product is annotated as olfactory receptor-like protein OLF3. The transcript has a single exon. Gene Ontology annotation, molecular function: G protein-coupled receptor activity; olfactory receptor activity. Bases 1 to 933 code for a protein of 310 amino acids. Lineage: Eukaryota; Metazoa; Chordata; Lepidosauria; Squamata; Sphaerodactylidae. Gene Ontology annotation, cellular component: membrane. Gene Ontology annotation, biological process: G protein-coupled receptor signaling pathway. The record is from RefSeq and is a predicted model, not a curated record.
AUGGGGACCAACAACUUCACCUCUACGGCAGAUUUUAUCUUGGUGGGACUCUCCAGUGACCGCAACACUCAGAUUCUCCUCUUUGUACUCAUUCUCCUCAUGUACAUCUUCAUCCUGGUGGGAAAUCUAGGGGUCAUCAUGCUGGUCCGAUUGGACCCCCACCUCCACAAACCCAUGUAUUUUUUCCUCUCACACCUUUCAAGUGUGGAGAUCUGGUUUGUCACCAGCAACAUACCCCAGAUGUUGAAUCACCUUCUUACAGGCCGGCCAGAAUUGUCCUUAAUUCGUUGCGCCUUACAGAUGUACCUGUCUUUGUCUCUGGGUUCUGUUGAAGCCCUUCUGCUGGGAGUCAUGGCUUACGAUCGUUACUUGGCCAUCUGCCGUCCCUUAGUAUAUGCCACAGUCAUGGGACGAUGUUUCCAGUUCCGGCUUGCCUCAGCCUGCUGGGCAGCUGGCUUUGCAAUCGCUGCCGUGUGCGUGAGCAUCACCUUUCAGCAUCCCUUCUGCGGCCCCUGCUGCAUCGACCAUUUUGUCUGCGAGAUACCGAUGGUGUUGAAACUCUCGUGCGAUGACACACGCGUCACAGAGUUUGCCAUUUUUGGGUUUGCUGGGGUUGUCAUCCUGGGGCCCUUUUCGGUUAUCUUGACCUCUUACGGCCUCAUUCUGUCCUCUGUGUUGCGAAUGCGGUCGGCCACUGGCCUGCGCAAGGCCUUCUCUACAUGCAGUUCUCACUUAGCAGUGGUCACCUUGUUCUAUGGCACCAUCACCUUCGUCUAUAUUAGACCACAGUCAGGAACCUCUCCUGUUAACGAAAAGCAAGUGGCUGUGUUUUACCUUGUGGUCACCCCGCUUCUGAAUCCUCUCAUUUAUACUCUGCGAAACAAGGAUGUCCAUGAGGCGAUGGCCAAGGUGCUGCGAAGAUGGCGCUUGUGA